Molecule: messenger RNA, 339 nt
Organism: Lecanosticta acicola
Lineage: Eukaryota; Fungi; Ascomycota; Dothideomycetes; Mycosphaerellales; Mycosphaerellaceae
Source: the annotation of a GenBank genome assembly
AUGUCUUGCGUUGGGAAUCGUCUUCAGCAACUCGCAGAAGCCCUCAACAGCACGGCCAAAUUGAAGACAUUGAAACUUGCGUUUUUCCACCAAGAUCAGCACCGGUUCUACCGUGGACAAGAGACACCCUGCGAUUCACUGCUCACGCAAGCCGCUUUCAUCCAGACGGAAAAGCUCUCAUGGAUCAGCCGUAACAUGGCCUCGAGGGAGGCAAUGAGUCCCGCUAAAUGGCAAGCUCUGCGGACCAAAGUACACAAUUUGUACCCCUCGGAUGAAGAGCAAUUCCAGGAGAUCAGCAUGGGUUAUUGGAAUCCUAUCUUCCAGUCCCUAUCAAAUUAG